Diabrotica virgifera virgifera (western corn rootworm) is the source of this 4285-nucleotide messenger RNA. RefSeq lists its product as uncharacterized. The transcript has 2 exons. Gene Ontology annotation, molecular function: nucleotide binding; DNA-directed DNA polymerase activity; DNA binding. The record is from RefSeq and is a predicted model, not a curated record. Gene Ontology annotation, biological process: DNA replication. NCBI's taxonomy places the organism in Eukaryota, Metazoa, Arthropoda, Insecta, Coleoptera, Chrysomelidae. Bases 314 to 4012 code for a protein of 1232 amino acids.
GACCAUCGCUAGAGGCUAUAAAAGGAGUAGCAAAUGCAAAAUCCAGUCCAUCAAACAACGAUACCACCAGUGAUCCAUAGCCACCCCAGUGCCACCAUCCAACAAAACAUACCAAGUUCUGAAGAGGUAAUAGACACCUAAAACAAUACCGAUCGAAUCCAAUCCAUACAAGACCAACACAAGGCAAACAAAUCGACAUUGACCUAGUGAUAUAAUCAUUAUUUAUCAGUUUGUCUAUUGAAACAAUUUGGAGUAAUUCUGCACAAUUUUGGAAACUGUUCGAAAAUUUUCCUGUGAAAUUUGGAUUUCUAUUAUGGUGGAUCAAGAUUUGUCAGUAAUCUCUAAGGGCAAGCGGUAUAUUCCUAAAUUUGAUGUUUAUUUACAUAGUUUUCAACUGUGUUGUAAAACGCUACCUAUUGAUUUAUUAAGUGAUCCUAAAUAUUUACCUACUAUAUUAGAAAAGGGCAUAAGGGAAUCCAAAAAUGAAGCCAAUUUUCAAACAGGGGACAAAAUACGUAUAAUAGCUCGUAAUGAUAACUUCAAGCAUCCUAUCUCAACGGAAACUAAAACGGAUACAAACGUUGAAUAUUUAUUACAACAUGUAGCAAAUAUUUUAACUUCCAACGAGUCUGUUAAACUGGAGGAGACGGUAUUCGACGUACAGAUUUUUAAGAUACCCCGAGGAUGUGGUAGACAUAAAAUGAUCAAUUUGGCUGAGGAUCGCCAGACGAAAAGAAGUAUUACGCAAAUUAAAAACAACGACUCUUUAUGUGGUGCAAGAGCAAUUGUAACUGCUCUUACAUACCACACUCAUGAAAUUUUAGAGCAUGAACUAACAGAUAAUGAUGUGACCAAUAUACGAAAGGGCCGACGAUUACAAUCAAUUUUGGCGAAAAAACUGUGUCACCUUUUAGGAGGUAGCUACGAGGAAGGCUUUAACCUAGAGGAUUUUAAGCAAGCCGAAGAACUAUUAAAUGUACAGAUCAAGAUAAUUUGUGCAGAAAAUUUCAAUAAUAUCAUCUACCAGGGCACUGAAAAAACAACCAAAAUUUAUUUGUAUAAAAACAAAAAUCAUUUUGACGUGAUUAAUAGUUUAACUGGCUUAUAUGGAAAGCAUUUUUAUUGCGAAAAGUGCGAUACAUCCUACGACGGUAAAAAUAAACAUAAGUGCAAGAAAACACCACUAUGCACGAUUUGUAAACAAGCUGAGCAUGACUUGUCAACUAAAAACAAAGUUCUUUGCGAAGCUUGUAAUCGUUUCUGUUUUAAUACAGAAUGCUUUGAUAACCACACAGAAGUUUGUAAAGAAGUUUUUAAAUGUCCAAGUUGUAAUAAAACUUGUAAAAGAGAACAUCGUCAUGAGUGUGGCUACUCUGUGUGCAAAAACUGUAAAACGUUUGUAGAAAUAGCUACCCAUCAGUGCUACAUGGUCAAAAAACCCGCCAAAGGAGGAUUUUGUACCGUAUCCUGUUUAUGUAAUAAGAAAACCAUAACUGUUAAUAAAGGUUGUCAAUACAACACUAAAUCACAAACAAUAUGCAAUGAACCAUGUCUCUGCAACGGACUCUCUGACGACUCUAUACCGCGAUGUACUUACAACGAAAAAUACAUAUUUUUUGAUUACGAGACAAUGCAAGAUACGGAAAUACAUAUACCAAAUUUGAUCAUAGCACAUGAUUUUGAGGGUAAUAAAUUUGAUUUUAAAGAUAACGAAGAGUUUUGCAGAUGGUUAAUAUCCGAAAAACACAGGGGUUAUACAGCGAUCGCCCAUAAUAGUAAAUCAUACGAUUCAUAUUUUAUCUUGAAAUACUGUGUAGAAAACACAAUAAAACCAGACACAAUUUAUAACGGAUCAAAACUGAUGCUUUUAGAGGUAUCCGAUAUUAAACUAAAAAUUAUUGACAGUUCAAAUUUUAUUGCCGGACCUUUAGCUGAUUUCCCGAAAACAUUUGGUCUUCGCGAAUUGAAAAAAGGGUAUUUCCCACACUUUUUUAAUACACCUGAAAACCAAGGUUAUAAAGGGUCUUUACCAGCGACUGAAUAUUACGGACCAAAUACCAUGAAACCAAAACAAAGAAAUGAGUUUCUAAAAUGGCACGAAGAGCAUAAAAACGACGAAUUUGAUUUUAGCAAAGAGUUACACGCUUACUGUGACUCAGAUGUAGAUAUUUUAAGACGUGGCUGUUUAGAAUUUCGCAGGGAGUUUAUGGGUAUAGCUAACAUAGACCCCUUCCAAUAUCUGACUAUAGCCGGUGUAUGUAUGGCUAUUUAUCGAGCCAAAUAUUUACAAACAGGCACGCUUGGAGUGGUGAAACAAGAUCUUAAAGAAAUGUACAGUGAGGCAUCGAUCAAGUGGCUUAAUCAAUUUCCCAACAUUCAACAUGCUUUGAUAGGCGGCGAGGUUACAAUAUGUGGAGCAAAAGUAGAUGGAUAUGAUCCCAACACAAAUACGGUGUACCAGUAUAACGGCUGUUUCUGGCAUGGUCAUCCAGAGUGUUAUGCGCCCGAUACGAUUAACCGCGCUAAUAAGGAGACAAUGAGUGACUUGUACGAAAGAACUGUUCGACGAGUCAAUCAGAUAAAAGAAGCCGGGUAUAACCUAGUAGAAAUUUGGGAAUGUGAGUGGCUAAAAUCAAAAGAAUUUAAAAAUGCUCCAGACCCUCAAGUUGUUGAAUCUUUAAAACCUCGUGAUGCCUUUUUUGGAGGUCGAACAAAUGCCAUUAAAUUAAAAGUAACAGAUAAAAAACUCAGAUAUAUAGAUAUUGUAUCAUUGUAUCCUACAGUACAGUAUUACGACAGCUACCCAGUAGGACACCCUGUUAAAAUAUAUGCACCUGAAUCAUACGACCCUACUUGGUUUGGUCUAGUACAUUGCCAAAUAUUACCACCCUACGACUUAUAUCAUCCGGUUUUGCCUAUCAAAACUGACAAACUAAUGUUUCCUCUAUGUCAUCAAUGUGUAGUGGAUUCGAAAGUGGAAGAUUCGAAAGAGUGCAAUCAUAACGACUCAGAAAGAGUCUUAACAGGCACAUGGACUACGCUAGAAAUUAAUAAAGCCCUAGAAAAGGGAUACAAAAUUAUAAAAAUUCAUGAGGUAUGGAAUUUUGAAAAAACAUCCACCGACCUAUUUAAAGGCUAUGUUAAUGACUUUAUAAAAAUAAAAUUAGAAAGUAGCCCUCAUACAUAUGUCUCAAACGAGGAAUAUGCACGGGAAGUAAAAGAUCAAAUGGAUAUAGACUUAGAUCUGACUAAAAUAUCUAUUAACCCUGGUAGAAGAGCAGUAGCUAAAAUAUGUCUGAACAGUCUAUGGGGUAAAUUUGGACAAAGACAAAAUUUAAAACAGACAGAAUAUAUUACAGAUCCAAAAAAAUGGUAUGAGAAAUUGUUAGAUGACAAAAUAAACAUUUCUAAUGUCAUAUUUAUUAAUGAUAAUAUUGCACAAGUCUCUUACGAUUCCAAAGAUGAAUUUGUGGAAGAUCCUACCUCUACAAACAUAUUUAUCGCAAUUUUUACGACGUCAAAUGCCCGUCUCAGGUUAUACGAGAUGAUUGACAAACUAGGAGAAGCUGUCGCCUACUUCGACACUGACUCAAUUGUGUACAUUGAUGAUGGCAAAAAUACUGUUAAAACGGGAGAUAUGUUAGGUGAUUGGAGUGAUGAGUUAGGCACUGAUGAUUAUAUUAUUGAUUGGCGAUCAACUGGUCCCAAGAGUUACUACUACAAAACCCAUAAAGGCAAAGAAGUAACUAAAAUUAAAGGUUUCACAUUAAACUACGAGAACAGCCAAGUGCUAAAUGGUCAAACUAUGAGUAGUAUCAUUGACGACCCUUCACAAAAAGUUACUUUGUACUGUGAUCAGAUCGAUCGGGAGACACAGACCAAAGACAUUGUGACAAAGAAGAGGGCUUCAAAAACUUUUAGGAUGAGCUAUAAGAAACGAAAGACAGUACAUAGUGAUGAAACAUUAAUUGACACAAAACCUUUAGGCUUUAAAACAGACAAUCCUGAAUAGCGAUACUCAUUCUGUUCUAGGCACUCUUAGUGUUCAGACGUGUUGUGCUGUACAUUUUAUUUUUUUAAUGUCUACGCACCCUUGGUCUUUGCAUAUUAUAAACCAGUGCGCAAUAAAAAAUUUAAUGUACACCAAUGCAGAUUCCAGUUAUGCUGUGAAAACUAUGUACGUGGUAGUCUUCGGAAUGAUAAAGAAACUUUGCGAAAUACAUGAGGGGUGUAAAAUACAUUCAACGAUGUAAAAAGAAGGAUGGGUACAAACCAAGCGAUAAAA